AUGUCGACCUCCAGCCAGACCAUCGAUGUCGAUGCCCUGCUCGACUUUUCUGCCUGUGAUGGCAGCUACAACUCGCCGUCGUUGUCACCCUCGACAGCCUCAAAGCCUACUUUCGCCAGUCCAGUCACAGCCGCCGUCAGCACUCCCAGCCUACCCUCAACAACUCAGACACUGAGUGGUCCUAGUCACAAUUAUGACAUGUACCGCCAGCAGACGGGAUUCGUGCCUGGCGCCCUGACAAACACCAUGGCCGUAAACCAGACCAACAAUACUGGUUAUCAGGACUUCGGUAGCCUAGACUAUCUCUCUAGUUUCAGCCCCGAGAAUGAUGUCUUUGAUUUCAACGCUUCACCCUCGCAGGCCACCAUGGAGAUGGAGUUCGAGUCCCCUGCUGACUCGCAGUUCUUUUCCACUGUGAACCCCAGCAGCAUCGAACACGACACUUCCGCUCUCUCUCAGACUAGCAGCGUUGGCCGUCUCUGGCCUGGUGCCCACUCGCAAGCCGCUCUCGCAAAGGCCCAGGCCCAGCAACGACAGCAGCAGCAGCUCAUCCAGCAGACUCAGCGCCAGACCCCUCCAAAGUCUCGCGGCAAGGCUCCUCAACCUACUGACCCCAUCGUCGAGCAGAAGAUUACUCAGCUCCUGAAUUCGAUGCGGGCCAGGCCUGCCUCCAAUGAGCCCGAGUCUCAGUCUGUCCUCAACAACCUGCCCAAGGCCAAGAAAGAUGAGGAGGAAAUGGAUGAGGAUGAGCGCCUUCUCGCCAGUGAGGAAGGCAAGAAGCUCAGCAGCAAGGAGCGACGACAACUUCGAAACAAGGUGUCCGCUCGUGCUUUCCGUUCACGCAGAAAGGGUAAGCUUUUUUCAUCUUGUCUUUUUACAUCCUACUUUGGCCAUUCGCUAACACCCGCUCCAGAAUACAUCUCCCAGCUUGAAGCUGAAAUUGCAAACAAGGUCAAUGAGAAUGGUGACCUGAGAUCACAGAACCGUGCCCUGAUGGAUGAGAACAAGCGACUGUCAGAUCUGACCCGCAUGCUUCUUUCGUCGCCGUCAUUCUCUACUUUUCUUGACAACCUCAGCGCCAACCCUACCGGACUCCCACAAGGCUCUCCUGUCAAAAUUGAGCAGAACCCGCAGCAGGAACAAAACCAGGUCCCGAAGGACGUCAACGCCUACAGCGGCCAAUUCUCCUCUCAGCAGCAAAUUGGAAUGGCCAUGAUCCCUGAGCAGACCAUGGACUUUUCACUUCUCAGCCUCGGUAACACUUACAACUUUCAGCCUCAAGUCUUUUUUGUGGACACUCCCGAAGUGCCCAAUGCCAUUGACGCUUCUGUCCUCUCCGGCAAGACCUCCAACUUUGUGGAGGAGUCUUAUAGCUCUGAUGAGGAGAAGGUCGAAGUGCCCUUUAUUGAGCGUCCUCUCGAGACAAAGGCUAUUGAGACAUCCGAGACUCCUGUUGAUGAGGAAUUUGAGUCUGACCCCGAAUUUGCCCUGUUCCACUCUGAACCUGCUACCACUACCGCAACGCCCAAGGACAUUGACACCGAAAACCUGACUGGUGUCGAUCUCUUUGGCGGCAUUGAGUCUGAGAAGAUGCUUGCACGUUACGAACUUGUCAAUGCUACGGAGGAAGAGGCCACUGCUGCUUUCGCCAUGGCCCGUGUCCAAAGAAUAAGUGCCAACAUUGACUCAGUUGUGUCAAGGUUAGCACUUCUGACCAUGGACUUAUAA
Metarhizium acridum CQMa 102 is the source of this 1728-nucleotide messenger RNA. NCBI's taxonomy places the organism in Eukaryota, Fungi, Ascomycota, Sordariomycetes, Hypocreales, Clavicipitaceae. The record is from RefSeq and is a predicted model, not a curated record.